Molecule: messenger RNA, 1254 nt
Organism: Botrytis sinoallii
Lineage: Eukaryota; Fungi; Ascomycota; Leotiomycetes; Helotiales; Sclerotiniaceae
Exons: 2
Coding region: 1-1254 (417 amino acids)
Source: RefSeq, a predicted model, not a curated record
AUGGCAAAGCUUGAUGAUUUGCCACAAGAGCUAAAGGAGCUUAUUCUCUGCUCCGCUCCUGACAUUACCACCCUCAACUGUCUCGCACAUUCAUCUCCACUAUUUUACAAUGCCUAUCGCAGGAGGCGUGAGGAAAUAUUCGCGACUGUCAUUGCAACUGAACUCACGCCGGCCAUUCUCCAUGAAGCACGAUGUGUAGUACGAGCCUCCUUUGUUGAGCGUGGGUCAUCAUGGCUCAUCGACGUGGAGCAGCUACUGGGAGAGUAUGAUAAGGGAAGAAAUAAUACAUUUUCCUUGGAUAUUACACCCACGGAACUCAUAUAUAUAUCGAAAUUUCUACCUGCUCUCCGCGAUGUAUCUAUGGCUUUUUUUCGAUCGACGCUAUCACAUCAUCCGCUGACUGGAGACAAAAUGAAUCUGCCCUUACCUACUCAAGCUGAGAUGUGCAGAGUUCAGCGUAGCAUUUUGAGAAUGGAAACAUUCAGUAUACUUUUCUCUGAAAGAGAAUGCCGUCCUUCUUAUCGUCCAAGCUGGUCAUCUCCCCUUGAAGCACUCAACAACCUCUUCUUCUCUAGGUUUGAGCUUUGGGAGGUAGAGGAAAUUAAGUGCAUGCGUGAUUUCUUUUACAGGCAAUACAAUACGAUAUUUAGAGAGUGUUCGGCUGAACUUCGUAACCUAUUUGUCUGGCAAGAAUACCGCGACCUAGAUCCAAAUGACAGUAUGGAGAAGGCUGCAGCAAGGACCAAAGAUAAGACUUACAAUCAAUACCGAGAGAUGACCGAAAAGUUAUUGAGUUUUGGCUUCGGAUUCCUCCACGAGGUGAUGAACGAAAACUCGGAAUAUGAUCAAGUCCUUCUGUUAGAAGAGGCUGCCGAGUAUAGGGUGUUUCGCGCCCCCAUCGACUUCCUCUCGGAUACCCUGGACGGAUUCUUUCACUCGCGUGACAUGCGAAUCAUGCAAGAUAUCGAGUUUCGGAAAACUGUACUAGAGCCACAACCUACAGGGAAUGAGAGGCCAAAUCAGGCAUGGCUUUGGUCUAUCCAACAAUGGGAUCCCGCCUUAGAUGGGGAGAAUUAUGUUUCCUGUCGCGAUAGAAGAGAUUGUUUAAGAUCGUGGGGUUAUGUAAUGUGGGACAGCUCAAGGUUGGAGUCACUAGGGGUCAUGAACUGCAAGAUUCAGGAUUUGCAGCCACACGGGCCAAAAGUUAUGCAAGGGCCAUUGUUGACAGAUCGUCCGAAGACGAAUGAAGGCUGA